This is a messenger RNA of Polyodon spathula (Mississippi paddlefish), 1352 nucleotides long. RefSeq lists its product as uncharacterized. Gene Ontology annotation, biological process: response to bacterium. Bases 70 to 1005 code for a protein of 311 amino acids. The record is from RefSeq and is a predicted model, not a curated record. The transcript is spliced from 6 exons. NCBI's taxonomy places the organism in Eukaryota, Metazoa, Chordata, Actinopteri, Acipenseriformes, Polyodontidae.
UGCCCGGUGGAAGGGUAGCCUGUGCUUGCUCUGGUUUCUGCUCUCUUUAAUAUAUCCUUCAGUCUCACUAUGGAUCUCCUCACAGUUACGCUGCUGGGCCUCGCUAUACACGGUAGCGAAUGCAGCCCGAUUGUCGCCCCGCCGCGCCACACCGCCAGACCCGGAGAAAGCGUCACGAUGCAGUGCAGUAUCGGCACCGUGCUGGCGGAGUCCCCUCUGAUCAGUUGGUACCGAGAGCUGCCGGGCGGGGUCCUGGAGCCCGUGACUCAGAUUAUCAGACAUGUUCUUACAAAUGGGCGCUAUACCGGUGAAACAUAUAACGAGAACGGGAGCUUUUCUCUAACGAUUGGAAAUGUUCAAAGGAACGAUUCGGGAUUGUAUUUCUGCAUCGUCGGGGCUUCAGGCACAUUCACCCCCGGCAGGAGCUCCAGGCUGGUUGUAGCGGACCCGCAGAGAACCCCGAGUGUGCAGCUGUUCUCCCCGGUCUCGGCUGAAGGCGAGUCGGGCUGGACUGAGCCGGUUCCGGUUGUGUGUUUAGUGAGAGACGCCUCCCCACUCUGGGGCCCAGUCCUCUGGACAAUCCCCGGGCUCUCCGCUGAACCCCCGCCGGGGCUAGACGAGGUGCUGAUAGAACCUGACGGCUCUUACACCGUGACGAGUCACACCACAGUCAGCGCGGAGCAAUGGGAGAGCGGGGGAGCGGCGUGUGAGGUUCGCAAUAACGCCACCGGACAGGUUUCUGCAUCCGGAAAAGGCACACAUGGGAAUUCCAUUUUUGGAGAAGGGGAUACAACCUGUCUGCAUGUUCUAUAUUAUGGAGUGCCUGGAGUUUUCUUUUUGUUCUUGAUAGUGGUGACCAGUGCAUGUUUCUGUAGGAAAAGACUGAGAACAGUGCAAAGAAGUAGGAAAGUGGAACUCACUGCUCACCACAGUGGCUCAAGACAGAGGAAAACCAGAGAGGACGCGACUGAAUAUGCAUCCCUGAAUCUCAUCAGAACGAGAUGAUAUCAACUGACAGCCCGUUUGAAUUGACUCAGACUGCAGGCUCUUGGCCUUUGUGUUUGACUUUCAGCCUGCCAACAACCUGUUUGUGAUGUUUCCCAAACAGCAAAUUAUAUUUAAUAGUCAAACAGAGGAUUUUAAUGAUGACUACCAGCUUUAUGUGUUCAUGUUAGUCUCUUUCUGAGCUUGUAACCCUUAUAACUUCGGAACACCUGGUUGGAUCCGCCAUUUUGUUUAAUUGAAAUGAAGAUUUAUAUUUUAUAUAUAUACACACACACAUAUACAUGUAUAUGUUUGUUGCUAUUGGUUCAGUAAACCUUGAGAGAAAGUUGGACAGCAAUAAUGUGGCA